This is a messenger RNA of Drosophila subobscura, 1282 nucleotides long. RefSeq lists its product as uncharacterized. Bases 173 to 1270 code for a protein of 365 amino acids. The transcript has 2 exons. NCBI's taxonomy places the organism in Eukaryota, Metazoa, Arthropoda, Insecta, Diptera, Drosophilidae. The record is from RefSeq and is a predicted model, not a curated record.
GGCAGUGCAGGCUCAAGCUGUGAUUCGAGGCCUCACACGAAUCACAGUCAUCACAGGACGCUGGUCUCGGUGUCUCGUUGCUCACAAUCGGACAUCGGACAUCGCACGCGUACACAGUAAUCAGUUUAUGGGUUAAAAUUGUAUUAGUUUACGCCACGCCACGCAUAAGGACAUGAAUCCCGACAAGAAGCCAGUGCCAGACAACGGGCAGGACGAGCCCGAGGAGCAGCAGCGGCAGGGCUCCACGGCAGCGGAAGUGAGCACUCCUGCACCGCUGGAGGACUUGGCAGUGCUGGCACCCAUCGAGCGGAACUACUUUAUGCGCAUCAGUCGCCAGGAGCAGGCCACAAGCGUCAGGCAGCCAGCGAAUUGGCGGGCAAGGCCGCAACAGGCCGCAAAGAGGAGCGGCAAGGCACGUGGAAGUGCAGUCCAAAUGGGAGCUGCUGCUGCAACAUCUGGAGCUUUCACAUCUUCCGCUGCUCCAACAUCUUCCGCAUCCACAACUGAAGGAGCUGCGGGUACUACCACAACUGAAGGAGCUGCCCCUUCAAAUGGCUUUGCCACAACUCCCCUGAACGCAGCUGACCAUGAGGAGAUUCCUCUCGAUGGCUAUGGCUCGUCGGACGACGAUGAUUUCUCCGACUUUUGCGAGUACGACACCAUGUUCCAGGAGCAGCCGAACUAUGCUUUGGUUCAGACCUGGUCCUCCUAUGUAAAGCGUCGUUGUGCGGCCGCCGGCGGACAGCGGGCGCCACUGGAGAUGGGGCAACCGGCAGCCACCUCGGGGUGCCACAUGCCACCGACUGACAACUGGCGCGCUCGCUCGGCCACAGCUUCAACUGAAGCGGCCUCAACCAGCAGCUGGCGCCGCAACUUGGACUACACCCAUCAACGCCGAAGGUCAAGGUCGGGCCACCACAAUCCAGAUGCCAGUGGCAGCCAGGAGGAGCUGCUGCGACCCGAGAGACAGCCGGCACGACGACCCCACCACAACACUCGCGGCCACCAUGGCCGUCAGCGCAACCAGUGGACUAAUUCUGCCUACCACCAUCCCCCGACCCUCAACGGUGCAGGCAGCCCCCACCCCGAGCAUCCGGGCUUCACAAAUGGUUGGAUUGGCGCGCCCGGAGCUCGUGCAUAUCGGCAGGAGGGCUUCCGGGGAUUCAGCAUGAUCGGUGGAUUCCAGCGGACUCGCAGCUUCGGCCCGUCCAACAAUCGCCGACCGCCGCCCAGUGCCGACGCCAACCCAGGACGACGCGGCUCCAUGUAGUUUGGAGGCCAA